This is a messenger RNA of Tyto alba (common barn owl), 7862 nucleotides long. It is a transcript of the gene ENAH, whose product is annotated as ENAH actin regulator. Gene Ontology annotation, biological process: axon guidance; actin polymerization or depolymerization; actin polymerization-dependent cell motility. Gene Ontology annotation, molecular function: profilin binding; SH3 domain binding. The record is from RefSeq and is a predicted model, not a curated record. Lineage: Eukaryota; Metazoa; Chordata; Aves; Strigiformes; Tytonidae. Bases 321 to 2639 code for a protein of 772 amino acids. The transcript is spliced from 15 exons.
GUUAAUGCAGAUGGCACUAUAUGAAUAUUUAAACCAAAAGAUCCAGUUAAUUUUUAGUGAAUAGAAUUAACUUUGAUAUUUAAACAUGUUGAUACCUCCCCUCCCUAUCUCCCUGCUCACCCCUUCCCCCCCCUACCCCCAUGCUAAAACCAACCAAUCUCAGCAUCUAAACUCUUUACAUUCAUUCUACGUGGAUUCUGGAAUAAAUGUUUAGGGCGUGUUUGGAAAAAUUACCUUCUAUGCCUCUGGAACCAGUAAUUAAGUAAUGGACAAAAGACAACAUCUGUGAACAGAGUAUCUGCCAAGCACGAGCUGCUGUAAUGGUCUAUGAUGAUGCCAAUAAGAAAUGGGUACCAGCUGGUGGAUCAACUGGAUUCAGCAGAGUUCAUAUAUAUCAUCACACAGGCAACAAUACAUUCAGAGUAGUGGGCAGGAAGAUUCAGGAUCAUCAGGUGGUAAUAAAUUGUGCCAUUCCAAAAGGGCUGAAGUACAAUCAGGCUACACAGACCUUCCACCAGUGGCGUGAUGCUAGGCAGGUGUAUGGUCUGAAUUUUGGCAGCAAAGAAGAUGCCAAUGUCUUCGCAAGUGCCAUGAUGCAUGCCUUAGAAGUAUUAAAUUCACAGGAAGCUGUGUUCUAUUUAGGUCCUACAUUGCCUCGACAGAAUUCACAGCUUCCCUCUCAAGUACAAAAUGGUCCAUCACAAGAAGAAUUGGAAAUCCAGAGAAGACAGUUGCAAGAGCAACAGAGGCAGAAGGAGCUGGAACGGGAGAGGCUGGACCGUGAACGAAUGGAACGGGAGAGGCUGGAGAGAGAGAGGCUAGAAAGGGAAAGACUUGAAAGAGAGCGCCUAGAACAGGAGCAACUGGAGAGAGAACGGCAAGAAAGGGAACGGCAAGAGCGCCUAGAAAGGGAGAGACAAGAGAAGGAGAGGCAGGAUCGAGAAAGACUUGAACGACUUGAACGGGAAAGGCAAGAAAGAGAACGGCAAGAACAGUUGGAAAGGGAACAAUUGGAAUGGGAAAGAGAGAGAAGAAUUUCAAAUGCUGCUCCAUCUUUCGACAACUCCCCGUAUAGCACUCCACUUCCUGAAUACUCCAGUUGCCAGCCUCCUUCAGCGCCUCCUCCAUCAUAUGCAAAAGCAGUCUCAGCACCAAUGUCGGAGGCCACACCGGAGUACGCUGUAGUGACUUCUGCACCACCGACUUCCACUCCCCCUACACCGCCUCUAAGGCACUCUGCAUCACGUUUUGCUACUUCUUUAGGCUCAGCUUUCCACCCUGUUCUUCCCCAUUAUGCUACGGUUCCUCGUCCGCUGAACAAAAGUUCUCGGCCCCCUUCUCCUGUCAAUGCUCCGGCGACUUUGCCUCCAAAUACAAAACCUGUUGCCUGGUCUGCGCCCAGUUUUGCCCCCCUUCCCCCGUCUCCCCCAGUCAUGAUAAGCAGUCCACCAGGCAAAGCUACUGGUCCCAGACCAGUCCUCCCAGUGUCGGCGUCUAAUCCAGUGACACAAAUGUCCACGUCUCCCACAGCUCCUAACGGGCUUCCUGAAAACCUGGCUUAUCCGGUUCCUUCACCUUCUACCUCAGGUCCAACUCCGCCUCCGCCACCUCCUCCUCCCCCGCUGCCUUCCUUUCCGCCUCUGUCACUCUCUGGAGCUCAAGCUUCUCCUUCUCCCAACUCCCCGAAUGCCUCGACUCCCUCAUCCAAGCCUAGUGUUCUCCCUUCUCCCUCUGCAGCUACCCCUGCCUCUGUUGAGAACUCUCUAAACUCUGUGCUGGGAGACUCCUCUGCUUCUGAGCCAGUCUUGCAGGCAGCCUCUCAGCCGAUUGAACCUACGACCCAGCAGGGUGUUGUCCAAGGACCACCUGCACCUCCUCCCCCACCCCCCUUGCCCCCUGGCCCAGCUCAGUCUUCGGUAGCAGCCCCACCUCCUCCUGGCCCACCACCACCACCUCCACUUCCACCUUCAGGGCCUCCACCGCCACCACCACCUCCUCCUCCGCUUCCUAGCCAAGUUCCUCCCGUUCCCCUUCCACCUCCUGCUCCUCCCCUCCCUGCCUCUGGAUUUUCAGUGGGAUUUGUGUCUGAAGAAAAUCGCCCUUUAACUGGACUAGCAGCUGCACUUGCUGGAGCCAAACUUAGGAAAGUCUCACGGGGUGAAGACUCCUCCAAUUCAAGUGGAGGAGGAGGAAGCUCUGCUUCAUCUAAAACAGACAGUGGCCGUGGAAAUGGACCGCUUCCCUUGGGAGGCAGUGGGCUGAUGGAAGAAAUGAGUGCCCUACUGGCCAGGAGGAGAAGAAUUGCUGAAAAGGGAACAACAGAACCAGAGCAGAAAGAAGAUAAAACUGAAGAAUCAGAGUCUUCAACUUCUAAGGUUUCUUCAACAAGCACACCUGAACUAACAAGAAAGCCUUGGGAAAGAACAAAUACAGUGAAUGGAAGCAAGUCACCUGUUAUCUCCAGACCAAAAUCUACACCAACGGGGCAACCCAGUGCCAAUGGAGUACAGUCAGAAGGUCUAGAUUAUGACAGAUUGAAGCAGGACAUUUUAGAUGAAAUGAGGAAGGAGUUAACAAAAUUAAAGGAAGAACUCAUUGAUGCUAUCAGGCAGGAACUCAGCAAGUCGAACACUGCAUAGAAAGACUAGUACUAAGCCGAUGUGACUCUUUAACUUGGUAUAAAACUGACUACGUUUUGUGAGCUGUUAGAAGAAAAUGGAGACAGACAGACACUUGGAAGGAGGGAGAAACAACCUAUUCUGAAAAGCUUCAGACACAUCACUCUGGUGAUAUGCUAUUCCCCUCCUAGUUUGCAGCUUUUUUCUGACCUUUACAGCAGGGUGGAAAAGACUCUUAAAGUUACUGUAAUGAUUAUGCAGAAAUUCCUACACCUAUCAGACAAGAUCACAGUGCUUUGAAGUCUACUCAUGUCAAGAUAAAAUUGCACAUGUUUCAGAAUUUGUUGUUAAGACAAAAAACAGGGAAAAGCUUGGGAAGGCUUUUCAGAGAGGUUUUCUUUAUUAAUGAAGGAGUUAGCAAGUUAUACUGUUGUACUUCAAAUGUAUCUCAGGUUUGUCUUCCUAUCAUAUCUGAUAUUUCCAUGAAUAAUUUAAAAGAUCAGAUGUGUAGAAGUUCAGUUCUCAAAACAUGGAGCAAUUAGAGAUGUGUGCUUUUAAAGGGCAAUAUUUGUAAGUGAAUGACCUAGACAGUGACGACAUAUCAAGAUUUUGGAAUUUUAUGAUAGGAAGCCUCUCUAGUUAGCCUUCAUGCAAUUUUAUAGGAAAAUUAAAAAGAAGCAAAUACAGUUCAGAGUUUAAAGAUGUAGAUGCCUUCCUACAUUGUUACGAUGCUUUACCAAAUCUAAGACUUCUACAUAAUGCGAAUCAGCAGUCAAAUGUAAAUCAUUAGUAUGUUGUAGAUUUACAGUAGAUUUUGGGGCUUUUUUUAGAUUUAUGCAUGUGGACAUUUUUGUAAUGUAACACAACACAGCCAGCUUUUUAAUUAAAAGAAAAAUUGCAUGUCACAGAGUAGCCUUUUCAUUUGUAAGGCUUAAUUUAUGCCCAGAAAGAUGUGGGAUGAGGGAGGGGGAAGGUGACACAUUUUUAUUACUUUAUACACUUUUUCUUCAUCUUACAUGCAUGUGUAAUAAUGAGGAAAACGUGACUUUUAUCAGUAACCAUGUUAAUGGAACCAGGUACUUAAUCCUUUUGUAUCUUUUUUCAGUUUUCUAUUUGAAAUUCAGUAAUACUUCCAUAAUGGUUCUGAAACUCCCACGUGAACCUAACACAUUUCUCAGUGAGAGAACAAACAUGUAGGCAUCUGAAUUACUGAGGAUGCCCCUGUGUAAGUGCGUUGUCCUUUACCUUUUUACCAUGACCCUCUGCUUCACUCUUUUCUGAGACUCCUUUUUUGAUUGUUUAAUGAAACAGGACAGCAGUUAGUUACCUUAGAAUGAUGGAGCAUCAGGUCACAGUAAAUGUCCCCUUCUCCUCCUAAUUUAUCUGCCACCCUCCUUCCAAAAAAACUCAAAACCAACAGAAAACCCCACAGCUCCACACAACCCCAAAAAACAGCAAUGGUAUGUCAUGGGUUUCAGUCAACAAUUUGAGAAUCAUUUUUAGGGGAGAUGAUACCUUUCUGUUUCCCAGGGUCUUCAGAUUCUAUGCUUGUAAAUUUUUAAUUUAAAAAUUUUUUUUAAUGUGGUACAGUUCAUUGGAAGAUAAAUUCUGUGAAUUGGAUUUGUAGUGCUUUGGACAAAGAAUGUGGAUCAAAAUCUUCCCUUUACCUUUGCACUGUCAAUUUUUCUGAGCCGUAACAGUGCCAUGUUUGCUUUGGGAUCAGUGCUGAUCCAAAAGAAAAGUUUACUUAGAACUUUUGGAGAGAUUAAUGUUUCAGCUUAACAGUAUAUGCAGCUCCAUUUGUAGGACAAAUGCUUUCAAUAACAUACUGUCUUAAGUGCUGAACACCAAAGCAAAACAGCACUUAGAGCUUUGGGAAGGCUUAAAUAGGAAAUUUUUCUCCAAUUCAAACAUUUCCUGUUUCUAUAGGCUCAAAUUCUAAGAGGAGACUACAGUGGAAAUAUUGCCUAACUCCAUCUAUUAAUCAUCUUUUAAAAAGAAAAACAAAAACAUUUUUCUGCAUGCAUUUAUUGAAGGCAUUAAAAAAAAAAUCUGUAGUAAGCUUGUCAAGUACUGUUUUUCUCAAAACAAGAGGAGGCAUUUUCAUCUUUGUUGAUGUAAGUUUUUGUUUUAUACAGACUUUUUGAGCAUUAAGGACGUUUACCCUUGUCAGAAAUCAUGUUUGAUUUGUUUCUAGGAGAGUUCAGGAGUAGCAUAGUUGGAAUAGCGUGAAUGGGUAGAAGUGGUCCAAAAUUAAAGGCUGAACUACUGGAUUGUGCAAGGAACUGGCUUAUGCACUAAACGUUUUGUGCCUUGGUCUACAAUUAACAUGAUUUCUGUUUAAAAGAAAAAGGAACAGAUGUUGUCUUUUGUGCUGCUUCUACAUACAUACUUUCUGUAUCUCAAACUGCCGAAUUGGUUCUUUCCAGAAAAUCAGAUUGAAUUAAGAUUACUGUAGACAUUUCCUGUCCUACUGACAGUUGCACCAUUUCCAGAGAUUUCAGUAUUGAAAAUGAACUGCAGAAGCUAAGAUUAUUUUGCUUCCUGGUAACUAAGUUCUUUAAAAACCAUACUGUGGUGGUUCUGUGCUUUUGUACAAUGGAUGUCUUAAGCUGAGGGCAGUUUAAGGGAUCCUUUCUAAUGCCAGGAAGGCGUUGCUUUCCUCAACACUGUGAUCUGACCUGUGAUAAACCUGCACUAUAGACAAGUGGCUACCAAGUCAACUGCAAACCAACUGAAUGUAAAAAUCUUAGUGCUGGUGCUGAAAUCUCUUCAGAUAGUCAUAGUGAUUUCCAGUUCAUUGUUUUAAAAAGUUAUCGAGCAUCAAGUGUCAAUCAAAGACUGAAGAUGAUCACUAAUGAAUGUUGACUUUUCAUGCAUUUAGGUUUACCUUCUUUUCAGUUUCUCAGUUCAUUCUCUGCUAUUUUUAUCAUAAUGUGUCAUUUUAAAUUUCUUACAUGCUAACGUUUUGUUUGAGCGAAUGAAAUAAAAUUGCAAUAUAUACACGUUGCCACCAUUUAUUUCUGGAACUUUGUGGAAGACUCCUCAAGGUUUACUACUCAAAUUCCCCAAAUUCUUAAUAACUGUGAUCAUUCCUUACUCCUUGAAUCCACCUCUCCUUUCUGUUUAUCCACCAGAAGAUUCAGUAAAGUGAAGACUUAAAAAGAAUGUAAUUGCAGGGACUGUGUAACAUUCAUGAACAGUAACUGCUGUACAUAAAUGAAAAUCCAUUUUAAAUGUAUGAUUCGAUUUACAUUCUCACACAGCAUACACUUUGGUCUCUGUAUCCAUGGAGAGCUUGGAAGAAAGGAAAAGACCAGGGGAAAAAUAAUUGCAGUUAGUCUGACUUUCUUUUGCAGUUUUUAUGUUCAUGACUUAUUUUUGAUCCUGGUAAUAAAGAAAACCUACCGUGAAAGAUUAAUAUAGCUUUCUGUACACUAAGGACAGUUUUGCUCAAUUUGUCUUGCAGAAGAAUAUUGAGAGUAGCUGUUUAAAUGUCCUUGGCAGCAUCCUGAAAGCUGUACUUACCUGCUUUUGUUGUUUUUUGUUCAGAGAGAUAAUGGGAUAAUCCUGCUUUGGAAAACCAUUGGACCUAGUGCCAAUUUUGGCACCAACCUUAAUGAGUUAUAAAGGGGUUUUUUAAAUAAAAUUAUCACUAGAUUCUAAAAUGGCCUUCUAUUAUUGGAGUAGUGUUUAGGCAACAAAUAUAAACAUUUCUGAUUUAAAUUUCUGAACAUUGUUAAAAAAAAAUCUGUCAUCGGUGUAGAGAGAUGUAUGUAUCUACUUUUUAAAGUUGUGCAUUACAGAAGGAAGGUGAUCUGAGGUUAAUCAAGCUGGUGUUUAUCAGCAUUUUACAUAGGUUCUUCUGAAAAUGUUUAAUUGGGCUCAGUUCCAGUGCUAAAUAUUAUUUGUCAGCAUGUCUCUUACGAUUAAUCAUAUAAAUAGUCAUACAAAGUUUGCAAAAUCAAGAGAAGAUUCCCUCUGGUUUUGAUAGGUGGACAAAACUGGGCUGAUGGGGACAAAGGAAAAGGUUUCCCAAACUGGCCUUGUACCCAAGACUACCAGUUCUCUCGGGGGCUGUAGAUUUUCCUGACUCUGUAGGCUAUUGUGGGGUAGGGAUGAGGGGGGUUGAUAGAAAGCAGGUGGAAAGGGAAGGAGUCAGCGAUUUCAGUGGAACUGGGGGCCAGUGCAAAACACUUGAAGAACAGGCUAAAGUUCACUUAAAUUGUUUGCCUUGGGGGUGAUUUGGGGCUAUAAAGUGCUGAAGAUUAUUUAAUGCUCAGUGACAUGCUAUUUAGGAGAGUCUUAAUGGAGAGACAAGUCUUAUAAAUCAACAGGCACAAUAUAUAUUUACCCAUUCAAAAGAGUGUAUCUUUAACUCAGCCCAUAUGAAGGCCUGACAGGAGUUAAAUAUUUACUUUAAUUCUGUGGAGAUGGUCACCUGUGACUGUUGAAAUUGAUACAUCAUGUCAGGAAAUAUAAACCUAAAUGAACUUGAAUAUAAAAAAAAAAAAAAAAGUGUAAUAGAACUUGGCAUAAUUGUCCAAGAUAUGGAAGAGGAGAUGCAGUUCUAGGUGUUGGGAAAGCUCAGCAAAACCUUAAAGUCGCGCAACUAGUAUCUGCAUGUUACCUGGUAAUCGGCACCUUCAUUCAUUGCACGGGGGUUCUUCAGGUAGUCAGUCAUCACAGUGAUGUUGAAAGUCUAGGAGCUUUGUAAAAUUACCUCUGUUUUAUAAAUGGAUCCCCGUUGAAAUUUCAGUCAUUAUUUAUUCAUAAAUGUGUUUUAUAUCAUUCAUUUGGUAGAGCUUAGUGUCCUGAAUCCUACUCAAUGAGUAUUCUUUAUCCAGUGUCCUACCUUGAUAAACUGUUAAAUGGCAAAGGUGUGGAGCAACUACUGCAGAUGAAUUGUAUUACUGCUCUGGCUGCUGCAGCUGUCAGCUGCAAGCUGACAGUUUUCUCUGUUGAGAUGCUUAAUUUUGCCAUCACUGUUCAGUUAUGUGGACCACGUUCUCCUCCAUUCCCAUCCUAUUUUAGAGUUGGUGUGACAUUUUCAAUUCUCUUUGCGACUACAGGUCUCUUCUUCAACUGCUCAAGCACAGUAGAGUUGGAAGUGAUCUCCCAUCAUCAUCCUAUGUUUACCAUCUUAAGUGUAAUUUUUUAUCACCAGCCAGCUGGAGCCACUGAAGUCCUUAACUCCUCUGAACAACUUGCAACUCAGCAAUAAAAUUAUCUAUGCGAACUACA